AGCACGCUUGCGCGUUAACUGUGCCUAUUAAACUAUACAGUGCUCGUAUGCGCAGAAUGACGGAAAAUUCGUCGUUUGAGAAGUAUGAUCUUUCCUGGAACAAAUAAUUUGCAGUUUUCGUAUCUUGUUUCAAAAGGAAUGAGGAUAACAAAUAAUACGUUUCAGUAAUAGUUACGUGUGACUGGCGAAAGAAUUUUAUCAAUCCGUUUAUAAGUAUGGGAUGUUGUUACAGUUUUUGUAAAGAAGACAGCGGUCCGCAGAGUGGGGAAGUAAAUGAAAGGACACAUUUGUUGGUAGAUCCUGUUAGUAAUAAUACAAAUAUACCUAGAGUACACAGUGAUGAUUAUGUUAACCAGUAUGCAAGUUCAGCACCUAAAAAAACAGAUGAACAAAGUGCAUUAAAUAGAAUUUUACAUGAAACAGCUGCUAAUGUGAUAGAUGUUGCAGCAUUAGAUUCACAUAAUUUGGAACAACAUGAAUAUAUGGAUAGAUCGCGUGCAUAUUCUAAACGUAUAGAGGCUGGAGGUAUUAAAGUCCCUGAUAGCACAUCUUGCCUACUUAAAGAUAUUCCUGCUCCAGAAAAAGUAUUAGCUGCUGAUCCUCUUUCUGCUGGGGAUCAUGGGCUGAUCACAGAAAUGCUCAACAAGGCUGUGACAGCAUUAGGAGAUGUAAAAGUUGAACACAAGGAGGACUUAGUGGUCCCCUUCCUAUCGUGAUCUUAUAAUAUUUCCUCAGCAAGACUGCAUCUUGCUUGAGAGAAAUCCUUAUAUUACAUGACAAAAACAUAUGCAUCUUACCAAAAUCAAUUUUUGAUAAAUUAGGUCUGAAUUCAUUGCAGAAUAUAUCAACAUAAAUAUCCAUUAUGCAUUGUGAUGCAGUGUAUUAUAAAUGAAAGUUCAGGCCCUAUUUCUUAAUAACUAUAUAUUAAUGUCCUGACAAUGUCUAAAUAAUACUAUAAGAUUGUUUUGAAAUGGUAAGAUUUAAGAUAUUUUCAAAAGACCAGUUUCUAACAAAAGAACUGACUUUGGUAGUGCUUUCCUGUAAUUUAUACACAAUACUGUAAAAAGUUAUUUCACUGUUAUUAAAUUUCACUAAGGUGUAUACUGGAAAACGAGUAAUACAAAUAAUAUAAAAGGCUAUUUUGACAUAGUUUAAUAAAUACAAUUGUCACACA
Messenger RNA from Megachile rotundata (alfalfa leafcutting bee), 1174 nucleotides. It is a transcript of the gene Lamtor1, whose product is annotated as Late endosomal/lysosomal adaptor, MAPK and MTOR activator 1. Gene Ontology annotation, cellular component: Ragulator complex; late endosome membrane; lysosomal membrane. Gene Ontology annotation, biological process: endosomal transport; regulation of receptor recycling; positive regulation of TOR signaling. Gene Ontology annotation, molecular function: guanyl-nucleotide exchange factor activity; molecular adaptor activity. The record is from RefSeq and is a predicted model, not a curated record. Lineage: Eukaryota; Metazoa; Arthropoda; Insecta; Hymenoptera; Megachilidae.